This is a messenger RNA of Sclerotinia trifoliorum, 6877 nucleotides long. The record is from the annotation of a GenBank genome assembly. NCBI's taxonomy places the organism in Eukaryota, Fungi, Ascomycota, Leotiomycetes, Helotiales, Sclerotiniaceae.
UCCUUGUACAUGGUUUGAUCGCACCCACGCCACGCUCCAUCCCGUUCUGUCAAACUAACCCCAACGUUGUGAAAAGAACGUUUGGUCGAUUCUACCAAGUCGUACACGCUGGUUUGCUUGCCACAAAGAUCGAGCUAAAAGGCUGAGUUCGUGUUGCUGCGGAUGCUUCAGCGGGUACGUCUUCAAUAUACCCUGGUAUCUCCAACUUUUCCAAUACCCAGCAGUGCAGGUGGAAGAAACGCCUUAUUGACAGGGUUAUUGGUUCGAUCUAUGGUUAUUUCGAAAUCUCUUCAAGGAUAUCAAGCCGUCAUGCUACUGGGGUCAUCAGUUUGGGUCGUGUGCUAGCAAGUAAAAUCAGCCACAAUUUUUCCAAAGAAUUCUUUCAACCAAACCAACACCCAAAAUAAAAAUAAAAAAACGCGUCCAAGGUAUUGGCUAUUUGGGAAGAGAACGCGAGUAAGAAGGAAAGAAACGAGGUUUGAUUCGGAGAUUUGAUUUAACAAAAACGGCGUUCACCUCUCGCAGUCUCAAGAAUCAAUUGCCAAUAACUACAUCAACAUGGCAAGAUUUCUGUAACCUAACCACCGACGAAAAGAACAACCAACCCAUUUGCAACAGGCUGAUCCUAGGAACGGGUUGUAUAUCCACUUUAGUAAAUCACCCUUUCUCCAUUCCCACGUUUCCCCGAGCAAUCCACAUACUAUCCGUUACCAUCUCAUCCAUGCCUUUCUCACUCCCUUUCCGCCCCCUCCUAGUUUCUUACUACCCAUCAAUCCAUCCACAGGUUAAUCUGUGACCCAUUAGGAUUGGUCGCCGCCUGAAGGAAGUGAACUUAUUACUGGAAAGUCCCGAGUUGAAAAAUAUGUAACUUAGCCUAGAACUGUGUAUCGCAACAUCGCCCUAUCGAUAUUGUUAUUUAAAGCCGAGGGCUAAACAUACUACACCGCACAGCCUGAAGGACAGCACAGCAGGACAAGAACACAACAAAUAAUAGCAUUUUACGGUCUUUUCGCCCAUUGAAUCAAAUAGGAACAAAUUUCAUUUCUCUUCAGGAAAUUGAGCAAUUUUGGUGGUUGUUUGGUUUUGCGCUUGCGAUAAUCUUACAACAACAAAAACAUUCACUUACGAGGACGAAAGUAAAGCCACGCAAUAAGUCCCCAGAUUCGAACAUUUAGAACCUUGGAUUUAACUUUGAGACGGACUACGACCUUUUUUAAUACGUUAUAGGAAUUUCCCUCGGCACAGGAGGAAUUUAUCUGAGGCCCCAUUGCUUACUUCGAGACUGAGGCUUUGCUGACAGGACGGCAAGGGAAGGCAAGGCAAGGGAAGGGGAGACAAGACAAGACAACGCGGCAAGGAACUGCAAAGAAAGGGUGCAGCAGACUGGCACCGCAGCGGCAUCGAGAUUGGCCGCUUUGGUACCCAAUUGGAGCGUGUAGAGGAUAAUUUAUUUCACACCAAGUAAACUAAGGAAGAAGGUUGGAAGGAAAGGGAAGAGAAGAGGCAAGACAAGGCUUCCUUGGAUAUACACUCAAAUUUGUAAGAACACCUCCUUUCGAUAUUGAGCUUUGUUCCGGACCUCUCGAGCGGCAUCAUCAUCAAUCAUCGUCAAUCAUCAAUUUGUCUUUCUUGGAAUCUUGCUCUAGAUUUCCACGGUUCACACUUACAGUCCCUACCCAAUCAUAUAUGGUAUUACCAUUCCUCCCUUCUACUUUAUCUACCAUUUCAAGGAAGGUGGUCAUAAUUUUCUACACUAAAUCAUCAGUUCCGUCAACAUUACACAUGCUUGCCCCUAGUCUUCCUUUCAAUCUUUUUACACAUACUUCCAUUCUGCCUUUGGGAACUACCUAGUUUAGUCUUAUCCGACUAUACCUACUAGACUGAAGUCAAUCAUUUCCCGGCACCGGUUUCUUCUCUUUACUUUACACGUAUAUCGCUCAUUUUCGAACAGACGUAGGCGAUCUUUUGAUUCGAGCUAGUUUAAAUACAGCAUACUCAAAAACAGUUGUGUUCUUUUUCAGCUUUAUGACGCACACAUAUGGUGGUUCAUAGGAGGUGUUAGCUCAUUAGUUUUGUCGCAUAGUAGUAAUUUCCGGCGCAUCAAAAGCUUCAAAGCUUCAAAACUUCAAAUUGUCAGUCACAACCACGCGCCCGCAUCCGCUAUAUAUUCUGCCGACGUAAUUACUUAAAAUUUCUCUUACAUGCCUUGUUCCGUGGAUUGCCGAACCAAGACCUUUCGUCAUUUCUACACGACUCACCAGAUCUGUCUUUUAUAAACAGCAGCACUAGGAGAUCGGCUUUCGCAUUCGUACGCGUGUUACCGGGUCGACGUUAGUUUUUGACUUAGGACGUCCGGAACUCAAUAGUCAAACCGGAAGUUUUGUCUCGAUUCCUUUGAUACUGCUCAUAUAUCAACCCAUCCACAUAAAAUCGAAGUAUUUUAAAGCUACCAAGGAAAUUUAAGCAAAUGCGAUAGUCUAUAAUCCACUUUGGCAUUGUCUUCCUCGGGCCGCUGGUUCAACCUAGACACAUCGACCACGCACCAUCUACCAGCGCACCAUCUUAACCAAAGCCUUGGCUUGGUAGCCAUAAUUCUCUAAAAAAAACAAUUCAUCGAUAAAGCCACCAUAUCAAGGUAUAUUUUCUACUGCCUUGAACUACUGAAGCCGGAAUCCAAAUUGGGCCAGUUCAUUUCACAAAGUACACUUUUUUGAAGGCAAAAUAUUGAAACAACCUGAUUCAAAGCCGUAUGUAAGGCUUGUUUCAGUAUAGUAACACUUACUCGGGCUUAGAAGAGUUGGAAUGUGACUUGUGAAGCAGGUCAUUCUUCCUCGAGGAUUAUUGAAAGCAAACCUAAACAGUUCUAAUAGUGGGGCUACAUACAAAACGACGACAACGGGGGGCAUCCAACGCACUUUAAACUUCCUCAAUAGUGAUCAAUUGACCAGUGAAAGCGGCGACUGACCGUUUGCUUUUCGAGUUGUGCUGGCUCCUUCCGAGCAUAGCUUUGCCUUUCACCAAGCGCCAAAUACCAAACACCGAAUACUAACACCGUAGCCCGCACACUACACCAUUAGUUGAGAACAUCACACCAUCAUCAAAUUGAGCUCUGAAUUGCAUCAAGGCGCAACUUGAAAUUUACCAGUGCCAUUAUUUAUCACGCACGAUUAUCUUGUGCCUUUACCACAACUAUAUCAUCGUCGAUCCUCCAACCCUAACUGAGUUGAGUCAUACCUUUUUGUUCACGGAAUUGGGGUUUCAUCGGACUCUGACUCCUGUCCCUCGCAUACCUUACAUUAUAAUAUCAUCAUCAUCAUCAUCAUCAUUUCUACGCUUUAGGAUCAUAUAUCCAUAUCUGCCUGGCGGGAGAACACACAAACACACGUGACACAUCCACCGGUCCUUCCACCUGAAAUCUGAGUAACAGACAUUAGAAAGUACACUGUUCGAACCGGGCCCCCACACCCCUCUUUUUAAAGAAGAAAUCGUCGAAUACCGGGAAAUCCCUAGCUUGCAGGGAGGUCAAAUUUCAGGAUCCCAGUUCAUAAAAGUUCUGGUACAACCGACCUCACAACAAAAGUCCUUGAACGAGUCAAUCAACAUUAGAGGGACAAAACAUACUUAAACGAAUUUUCAUAUCAUCAUUUCUAGUUCCGAGUUCGACCUAUCAAAAUAUUCGCAUCUCUUCAUUAUCCUUUUGGAGCGAUUCUUAGAGAAUUGAGUAUUAUUUGAUAGCUGGGCGAAUUAAGUAGUACAACAUUCUAUCUUUUUUUAUCCACUUGGAAAUACCAUGAAGCACUAAAUUAAUAUCUUUCGAUAUCGGAGGUUAUUUAGCUUAUUUAGCUUAUUUAGAUUAUUUAGAUUAUUUAAAUUGUCGACUAGGUUUUUCCCGAUUGCAAGCUAUUACUAAAGAUAGAGUUUCUAGCCUAGGCGAUCUUAGGUAUCUUUAGGUAUUCCGGGUAGACUAUUACAGGACUGUCGAGCACAUACAUGACUACCAGGUACUUAAAAAAGUAAGUGAGUUUAAGAUGGUCAACCUGACAAUCCGCUCCAUUCAUCACUAACCUUCACAGACUAACUACCUCUUCAACUAUCGGCCACCAGCCACCAGCCAUCAACUAUUAGCUCUUAGCUCUUGGCCAUUAGCCAUUAGUCCUUAUUCAUUAAAGACAAUUCGAAAAUCCAAUACGCUCUACAUCAUAUAAAUAACAAGCAGUCCUCCCCUGCUCUUCCUUUUUGUUCUGAACCACUUUGUUCCCGUUCAACCACACAACCGCUCAAACAGCCAACGAGCCAACUUUCUUUCCCCUUUAAUCAUAAUAAUCUUAAUCGACUUCAAUUCUUUACAACCAAGCAAUCAUUUACAGCUGGGCUGUCGCAUCCCUUAGAUUACAUUUCUUUAAGGGAUAUUACGACAUAGUUCCUUGACAUCUUACUUUAUAUUCAUCAUCAAGAAUUACAUUAACCGUUAUAUAAAAUGAAUAGCCACCCUCCUGGUGAUAGGCCAGGCUAUGAAUACUAUCCGCCUAUACAACCUUCCCCAAGUCGUAUAUCAAAUUAUGCUUCAAGUUCUGCAACUCUCGAGCGCCUACCUUCAUACACAAGCACUGUAAGAUAUAGUUCAUCAACUGGUACAGAAUCCCUUUAUCCUUCGGAUAUGGCUCUUUUGAACAUAACUCCGCCGCAAAAUGCUGCGAAUCAAGGGAUUCACAACAAUGAAUCCACAUCAUCAAACAGCAGAUCUUAUCCUCCCUCGGCCCCUGCACUUCGGGAUAAUUCGGCAUCGCACCCUUCAUCAAAUAAUGGAUCGCAAUAUCAGGAUCAUAUCCGCCAAGACGCUGCAGAUAACCGAGUCUUGCAUCGUACAAGCCACGAGCCGCAGCAUCCUGCCGACAAUCGCAUGGAGCCAUCUAACCCAUACCAUCAAACGCGUUACCAUACCUCGCCAACUUUGGAGUAUCACCCGCAAAGUAGUUGGAGCCAAGAAACCCACCCAUCCAGCGGCUACCAAGAACUCUAUCAAACUCGGUCAACCAAUGGACCGCAGUAUUCCGAACAAUCAAUGGCUACCUCUCAAGAUCCCAGAUACCCCACAACUGCUUACGAUGCGCUUCCGUCCUUUGCUUAUCAUGAUGGGAGAGGUUAUACGCAAGAUCCAGGCCCUUCUGCACAGCCAAUGGCUUUUAAACAGAGCGCUCCUAGACAAAGGACCGCAAUUGCAUGCCAAUAUUGCAGGAGACGCAAGGUGAGUUUGAUUCAUUCAUAUUCUCUCUAAAAAAUUGUUUGAUUCGAAAAUCAUAUUUCAUAAGGAGACCAAUCGACAGUGCUAAUAUCAUAAGCAGAUUCGUUGCACGGGUUUCAAUGCGGACGGCUCCUCAGGGAAAUGCAGUAAUUGUACGCGCUUCAAACAGGAGUGCAUUUUUACUCCUGUAUCUUCAGCGCAGGCAUUUGUACCACUUCAGGCCCUUUACGCAGCAAAAGGUGGAGCUGUCGGUCCGGAUCAACAGGUUUAUGGUGCUCAUGGUCAACCCAUGCCAAAGGAAUUUUUGGAGCAAUCCCCCCCUACAUCGCAUGGGAUGUUUGCCCCACCACAAUCAAUGUUCAACCCGUCCAUACCAGAGUUUCGUCGACGGAUGUCCCGAUCACAUCAUCCGGUUAAUUUGCCUCCUUUAAACAUAUCGCCACGUAACCGGGAUGCUACUACCUUGCCCUCCCCCACAGACUCAUUGGGUUCUCAAAAACGUAAGCGCGAAGCAGAUGAGCAACAUUAUGCCAGAUCACCACCAUCUUUUCCAGAUCAAUACACCGAAAACCAGCGAGGAGUAAACAUCCCAUCACUCUCGACUGCCCUUCAAGGUGGACAACGCCGUUCCUCAUUCUCGUCACCAGCCCCCAGCCAACAUUUUGGAUAUCAGCAAAGAGAAAACCCCUUGGUAUACCGUUUCGCGGAAGAGAGCCGACAAUUGGCCUCUUUAAACCCAUACGAAGUCCCACGAAAGUCCUCUUCUUCAAAUGGGUCAGCGUCAUCGUUUCAAUCCCAGCUACCAUAUAGUUAUUAUCCAUCCAUGCAAUUAUCCCCUCGCCGAUCCGAGCCCUUUCAGUUGCCUCAAGAGCCUCCUCUUCGAAGAAGCCUUAGUCCUAGAUUCUCGCAUCCAAUGGCAAUAUCAAGUGUCUUAGCACCAGACAAUGAAGCUCUUGAACGGAAAAGAAACAUUGACCGUAUGAUGGUAGAAAGGCUGCGAUAUUCAGGGCUACACAAGUGACCUUGAAAAUUCACAUGUGAAUUUCGAGAUGGAUUCUGGUAGAGGCAAUUUUUCCUUAUCUAUUUCAGCUUUUCUGUAAAUUGGCUUUUCAACAUGCCAAUUGUAAUUCAGGAACUGACUGACGAAUCCAUGUUGUACAUCUGAUUCGAGCUUCUGCCAAAAUUGUGGCUUUCUACACUUCUCUGUUUUCUUUUUAAAUUCACUUCGAUUUCUACUUUUUUCCCUCUAUACUUCUAAACAACGACAAAUUAAGCUCCCAGGAUUGGACACAAUACGAACAACAAAGGCUCUUGCAGUCUAUAUACGAAAUUAAGAAUUGCAUGAACAAAAACCUCAUAUUAGUGGGGACAUUUAUCUAAAGGCUGGCUGGUCGGGGAUUGGAGUUGUUUGUAUGUUUCAAAAAAUCUCUUUAGAAAGGGAUAGGCUUGCCUCGCGGCACUGGCAUUGCUAUUUAAGGUGUUUGUUUAUUCGAUUGUGUUGGAAUCAUCGGGAAAAUGGGCCUUGGAUAGGACCCUUUUGGCUUGAUCUGAUCUCCUUCAGUUAGUUAUUUCCUUACUUCCAUACAGUGUAUUCAAUAGUCUAGACUAGAAUUCUGUAAUGACAAUGUUUCAUAU